AUGUAUUUCAUUUUAAACAUGUUUUCUCGUAGGACUAACACAAUGGUUAUCGAAAAUACAUUUGCAAAAAGAUGUCGGAUCAAUUAUGCGCCAACUGCGUUAUCAUUUACGACAGCCAGUAUCAUUAUCUUGUUCAUCCUCACCAAUAUUCCUGGAAAUCUCCUCGUUAUCCUGGCCGUUGUUCGUGAUCCAAACAAAAAUUUACGAACUCCUUUUAACUGGUUAGUGGUAAAUUUAGCAGCUGCUGAUUUGAUUGUUGGUGUUAUCGUACAGCCGCUUGAGGUUUACUUUCACAUCAAAGAAGGCUUGAGAAAGAAACAUGCUCCUGAAGAAAUAAACCUGAUUGGCAUGGUUUACUUCAUCUCCUGUACCGCUUCUGUUCUUAGUCUUACGAGUUUGGCAGUUGAAAGAUAUCUUGCCGUGAGGAAACCAUACACAUAUCGUAACAAUGCGACUAAUAAGAGAAUUGUUCUAACCAUAGUAAUUAUUUGGUUGAUAUCCUUGAGUUUACCUAACAUUUAUCUAAGUGUUGGUUUUUCUACAUACGUUUUCAUAUUUUCUAACACCUCCAUGGCGAUGGGCGUGAUAAUAAUUUGUAUUACAUGCACUCUGUUGAAGCGGAAAAUCAAUAAAACGAGAACAGACCACGGGAGGAACGUGACUGCACUUUCGACUUCAGGAGAAGCAAGCAAUAAACCACUGCAGCACCAAAGUUCUUCAGCUGUCAGCACAACGAUAGACACCCCAAAUGCUACUACUCAAAACUCACAAAUGUUCGAAGCAAUUGCUCUAUCAACUUCAGCUGGACCAAAACACUUACUGUCACAAGAUCAGAACCAGCUUCCAACUGUCAACAGUGACAUAAGUUCCUCAAACGUUACAACUACAUGUAGUAACACCAGACAACUGUUUGAAGAUAAGAUUACUAAAAUGUUUCUAAUCAUUCUCGUAGCUCUGUUGUGCACCUAUGGACCCUCGACUAUAAUGAUAUACUUUGUAAACUUCUGUGAAGAUUGCAGUUGUAGCGCUCUUCACUGUCUUGAGAACAUCAGUGUCUUGUUCAUUUUGAUGAAUUCUAGCAUUAACUUUUUCUGCUAUGCUUUAAGAGGUAGCAGAUUUCGAAAUGCGUUUGCCAAAUUGUUAAGAAUCAAUAGACGUUGA
This is a messenger RNA of Paramuricea clavata, 1161 nucleotides long. Lineage: Eukaryota; Metazoa; Cnidaria; Anthozoa; Malacalcyonacea; Plexauridae. The record is from the annotation of a GenBank genome assembly.